GAGUUUGUCGAACAAAAAUUAACUAAUGAAUAUUUAAUAUUUGAUACUAUAAAAGAACCUUUGAUGUCUAUUCACAUUCACGUGCUCACGCCUGAAACGGCUUUAAACAGUAGAAAGAAAUGUUAAAAAGAAACGACAGAAAGAGAAAAAAGGAAAUAAAGGUAAUGGCGUUGCUGCAAUUCUCAAGACUUGCCAAGUAAAACGCGAUUCUAACGCUUCACUCCACUAUUGAGGGUUCAGCUCAGUAUCUGCACUCAGAAUUCAAUCUAUUCUUUCUGCUCAAUUGCUGCUUCUUUCUUCCUUCGUUUUUCAAUUUGCCUUCAAAUUCCUCACUUCUAUUGCCGAUUUUCUUGAUUCUCUGGUUACAAUAGAAAGCGCUUCGGUGAGCACCUUAAUUUCCGGGCAAUUCUUCUGGAAAUCAGAUUUUCACAAUGGAAAUUUGCCCUGGCUAGGCUACAGACUUCAUAACCCUUUCUAUCUUAUCAGGCAUUCUGGAGAUUAGCCAGUGAGAAGUUGGUAGCUUUUUUAAACUAAUUUCUAGCUUCAAUGGUAAAGACAUGAAGGUGGAAAAGAGCAGAGUCCCGGAUGUGGACUCAGAGGAUGAUAAUGAGCUGGCAGAAGUGGGUUGUGAGCUUGGCAUGGUGGAAGGGCAGCUGUGCAAUAUACCAUAUGAGCUUUAUGAUUUGCCAGAUUUAAGGGAAAUAUUAUCUAUGGAGACAUGGAAUUCAUGUUUAACAGAGGAAGAAAGGUUCUUUCUCUCAGCAUACCUUCCAGCUGUGGACCAGCAGACUUUUUGGUUGACCAUGAAGGAGCUUCUUGGUGGUAGUGAUAUGUGUUUUGGCAAUCCUGUAGAUAUAUUUUUCAAGAGAUUGAAAGGUGGAUUCUAUCCUAGGAAGGUGGCUUCCUUCAGAGAAUGUUUGCAAUUUAUGCAGAGGACAAUGUAUUAUCAUUCUUUAAGAUCUUACCAUGACAAAAUGGUGGAAAUGUUCAAAGACAUGAGCAGGCAAUGGAAUCAAUGUGACAUGAGCAUUGGUGUUCAGGAAAGAAUUCAUACAUGGAAGACUAGGAGAAAACAUGUGAGCAACAAUUUGCUUGAUCUGAAUACAGUUCCUGAUGAUAGUGACUUGUUAGGUGAUGAGACUAGCAGUGUUACACCUGUGCACCAUUUGUCGAAGAAAAUGAAGCUUUUAAGUAGUAGCCCAGCUAACAAUAUCUUUCCCUCUCUAUCUGCUGAAAGGAUGAAAUUUGUUACUCCAAAUUGCAAUGCAAAGGGGUUUCUCAAGUUAAAGGCAUCUCAUGAAAGUUCACUACAAAAUCACAAUCCAAAAUUAACUGCUGUGGACAUGUCUGAAAAUUAUAGAUCUGAGCCGAAAGGUCUGCUGAAAGUAGUACCAAGGGUUCCUUCCAUCGCACCAGAACAUUCAAAAGUGAUGCAGAGGCAACUACAAUCAAUCAUGCUGGGCAGUGGCAAAACUUUGGUUGAUGGCAAAGUAUCUUGCUUACCAGCAUCUGUAUUCUUCAGGGAGGCACAUGCUCUAGGUGAAUUCCCUUUUCUACAACAGAAAGUUGGUGAUGGUGAAGUUCAGAGGACUGGGAAGGAGCCUUGGUGUGUACUGAAUCAGCAAGAAAGUGCCAUAGGAAUCAGUAGAUAUUCAGAGAGUUCUACUUCAACAAGAAUGGUAACGAGGGAAAUGAAUCCAUCAUCAGAAGAUGCUGUUGAUUUAGGAGAUCAGACACUAUCCAAAAGCAAUGUGGGAAGGCGUGUUAAUGUCGAAUCUGAGUCAUUAAUGGAUACAAUGGGUGCAAAGAGGUAUUAUUUUUGUGGAACAGGAAGUAAAGGAAUUCCUGAUAGUCCUUUGACAAAUUUUCCAUUUAACAUUCAGUGCUAUGAAGGAAUGUGCCACUGGCAGAUAAAACCAAUGCAACAAAAGCAUAAAACUGUCAAUCCAAGCUUUCCAACCGUGGUCCCAAGAACUUCCAAUGUAGUAAUCAGUAAUCAGGAAACAGAAGUGUCGCCUUCUUCAGAUCAAAUUAAGGGCCAGAUUGAUGUGAGGGUCAGAAGUUCGGAGAAACUCUUUGGUAAACCCAUUGUUUCAGAGGGGCUUAAAAAUGAACCUGUGUUUCCAUUGACAUACAAGCGAAGGAAGUCUCAAGUUAAACAUAACUCAUUUAAUUUUGGGAAGCCACUAACAGCAGGAGCUGAUUUAAACUCUGCAAGCUCAAAAUAGUAUCAAUGUUAGGGAGCAGCGAAGAUAAAGUAGAUGUGGUGGAAAACAGAGCUUAAAGAAACUUUGGGGACUAAAGGAGAAUAUCAAACUUCAUCUAUGGUUUCCAUAAAAUUAUUCAUGUAUUAUACAAUGUAUGUUGGUAAAAGAAAAAGCCCAUCUUUAGGGCAAUCGCAUUAUCCGACAAUUUAUUACUGCCGUUAUAUA
Molecule: messenger RNA, 2432 nt
Organism: Mangifera indica (mango)
Lineage: Eukaryota; Viridiplantae; Streptophyta; Magnoliopsida; Sapindales; Anacardiaceae
Exons: 2
Coding region: 558-2228 (556 amino acids)
Cellular component (GO): Ino80 complex
Source: RefSeq, a predicted model, not a curated record